Messenger RNA from Trachemys scripta elegans, 3190 nucleotides. RefSeq names its product solute carrier family 25 member 46 (gene SLC25A46). Gene Ontology annotation, biological process: axon development; mitochondrial fission; mitochondrial membrane fission. The record is from RefSeq and is a predicted model, not a curated record. NCBI's taxonomy places the organism in Eukaryota, Metazoa, Chordata, Testudines, Emydidae. Gene Ontology annotation, cellular component: mitochondrial outer membrane. The coding region runs from base 6 to 1325 and encodes 439 amino acids. The transcript has 8 exons.
AGUAGAUGCUGAGCGGCGGCAGCACCGGGUUCCUGUAUUGCUGUUGUUCGCGGCAGUUUGCAGCGCCCGCGUCCCCGUCGCGCUCCCCGAUGCAGCCGCGGCGCCCUGAGGGCUUCGAUGGGUUGGGCUACAGGGGGGGCGGCCGGGAGGAGCCGGGCCCCGGGGCCAAGCUCUACAGCUCCUCCUCGGACCUGAGCCACUGGGUCUCCAGUCCCCCCGACAUCCCGGGCAGCCGCAACCUGCACUGGGGGGAGAGGACCCCGCAGUACGGGGCCGGGCCGGCCGGAACCCCCCUCGGGGGAGUCGGCCUCAACGACGAGCCGUACCCUGCCGGCGCCGGCACCAGCUCCGAGCAGUUGAAUAGAUUUGCAGGCUUUGGUAUUGGCCUUGCCAGUUUAUUUACAGAAAAUGUGUUGGCACAUCCUUGCAUUGUUCUACGUCGCCAAUGUCAGGUUAAUUAUCACGCCCGGAAUUAUCAUCUCACUCCAUUUACUAUUGUCAAUAUUAUGUACAGCAUCAAUAAGACCCAGGGUCCAAGAGCUCUUUGGAAAGGAAUGGGGAGCACUUUCAUAGUUCAGGGCAUAACCCUUGGAACAGAAGGCAUCAUCAGUGAAUUUACACCUUUGCCAAGGGAACUUUCACAUAAAUGGAGCCUCAGACAAAUAGGAGGACACCUUCUACUGAAAAGCCUAACCUAUGUGGUAGCAAUGCCUUUUUAUUCAGCAAGCCUGGUUGAAACUGUGCAGAGUGAAAUCAUUCGAGAUAAUCCUGGAAUCUUGGACUGUGUGAAAGAAGGGAUUGGCAGAGUGAUUGGCAUGGGAGUGCCCCAUAGCAAACGGCUCCUCCCCCUUAUGGCCUUGACCUUUCCCACUGUUCUACAUGGAGUUCUUCAUUACAUCAUCAGUUCCAUCAUCCAGAAGUUUGUUCUGCUUGUCCUAAAAAAGGAGAAUUCCCAGAGCCUUCCAACAGAGAGCUCCAAUUCUGUGCAGAGUAUGUUGGAUGCUUAUUUUCCAGAACUUAUAGCUAGCUUUGCUGCCAACCUUUGUGCUGAUGUCAUGAUUUACCCACUGGAGACAGUUUUACACCGCCUUCAUAUUCAGGGAACACGCACAAUAAUUGACAAUACAGACCUGGGCUAUGAAGUGCUUCCAAUCAAUACUCAGUAUGAGGGAAUGAGAGACUGCAUCAAUACUAUAAAGCGGGAAGAAGGAAUGCUGGGUUUUUAUAAAGGGUUUGGAGCUGUUGUUGUACAGUAUACACUGCAUGUGGCUGUUUUACAGCUCACUAAAAUUAUUUACUCCUCGCUGCUUCAAAAUGUUGCUUAAAAGUACAUUCAUAUAUUGAUUAGCAUUGGGGACAUGAUCUGGUCACUUAAUUAAUUAUGGUAAAAAGAGAUGGAUAGGAAAAUGAAAUCUAAAAGAUGAGAAUCUGUAGUAGUGGUUUCUCUUUUUGAAAUCUGAAGUGUUCAUUUAAAAACUGGAAUUUGAAUUUCAAAAUGUCCUAUUUAAGAAGUACUCCAUAAAAUUAAAACAAGGACUAUUACUAGAAUUCGAAUAUCUUAAAAUGUGAACUAUUAUGUGGAAGAGAAUCAUAAUUUAAAAUGGGCAAAUUCAUAUAGAGGAUAUAUAUGAUUUAUCUCAUUUCAGUAUAGAUAACCUUUGCUUCUACCUGUAGACUGACAUGGAAAAUGGCAUUUCCAAUGGCACUGUUCACAUGCGCUAUAUGAUUAAAGGACAAAUAGUCAUCGUCAUCUUUGGCAAUUAAUUUCUUCUGAUAAAUAAAGGGGUUUGGAUUCAGAACUAAUAUGCAAAAUAUCUGAGGAUUUAAUGGUCUUUCAAAAACCUGUGUUAAGCUUUACUAUUAAUGUGGUUAGGUCAGGAUGAUAACUAAAAAAAAAUCUUGUUCUUCCAUAUUUUUUCUCCACAUUGUUUUUUCAGUUUACAGAUACAAACAAGACUUUCACAGCUGCAACAUACAUCUGGGGGGAAAUAUAAACUAAAUGUUUUAUGCUUUGUCCAUCACCCAUAGCAAAUUAUUUUCUAAUGAGAAGUUUGUCGUCUUGGUAUGUGCAAGGUGAACUAGAAUACACUACCAUAACCACAGUUUGAGAGAUUUGUUUUCCAAGGUAUUUUUGUGUAAAAGAAUAAUCAUGAGACAUGAUUUUAGUACCCAUGUUCAAAUAAUACUCUGAAAGCAUAAAAAGAUUAACUGGUCUUUAUUUUCUAUAGUUACUCUUCUGUUAGAUUGAAAUGCCUGGGAAAGAGUUGCAAAUGCAAUGACUUGGUCUUCAGAGUCCUUUGUCUUCCGUAGAGCAGCAGUCUACUUAAGACAGCCUCCACUUAUGAUUUUGCACUUAAGUCCUUGCUUAAAAAUGUGUUUGGUGGAUUAAAUAUUUGAUGGGCAAUAUUCAACUCUGUUUCACAAUUAAUAUGUAAUGUUUGAUGACUACUGAAAUUUAUUUUUCCUCCUCCCUUCCCCCAACGUCCAAACCAAGCUUUUCAGUCUUUAAAAAGUUUUGAUUGUUCUGAAUUGUUAAUUUGCUGCUUGGUUUCCAAAAUAGAUUUCAUGAAGAUGUUUAAAAAGAGAUGUUUUAACAAGUAAACCAGAUGAGCAUGUUAAAAGAAAAUUACUUUUAAACAAUAUGAAAGGUUAUUGCCUUUCUUAUAAAUUAACUUUUGUGGUAGAUGUCUUUGUAUAUCUUUGUGAAUAUGGUAAAUUGAUGUGUAUUUAAUUGAUCAAUCUUAAAAUGUACAGUAGUUUUUAUUUAUGGAAAGUAGUCAUGACAGAACUAUGAACAGCUUUGACUCAACUGCAAUGACUUAUGAAUUGACAUAUUUUGAAAAUAAUUUGGCUUUGCUUACAGUUAAACUUAUUUCCAUUUAUUUUAAGCACAUAAGUGUUCAAAUGGAAAGUAUAGUAAACUUGGGACCUGAGACUUUAUUUUGAGUAUUUUUUUCUGCAAGUUUAGUGUGUAAAAUGGGAGCAAUCAGAUAACAUAGAAAUACAAUGUAAGAAUUUUGAAAAAGUAAUUUACCAAAGAGAUACCUAAAAUGUAGUACAUAAAUCAGAGCUCUGUCCUGUAGGCUUUCCAUUUAUAUGUGUAUUUUAAAAGUGCUGUAAUAUUUCAAGGUUCCUUUUUUAAAAGUAUUCUACAAAUUGAGAAAUCUCAAUAAAACUCAAGACAACAACA